Danaus plexippus (monarch butterfly) is the source of this 732-nucleotide messenger RNA. RefSeq lists its product as uncharacterized. Lineage: Eukaryota; Metazoa; Arthropoda; Insecta; Lepidoptera; Nymphalidae. The transcript is spliced from 2 exons. The record is from RefSeq and is a predicted model, not a curated record. Bases 97 to 654 code for a protein of 185 amino acids.
CAUAAGUCAGUAUUAGUUAUUCUUAUUUCAUGUCAUGAUGUUUUUACAUUUUUAUUUAGUUGGUAAAAUACCAUUUUGAUAUAUAUUUUUUUAAUAAUGACGGAAAAUGAAGAGUUAAAAUUAGGAACUGAACUUAAUGGUAAAAAAUGUGACCUAACGGAGGAGAAAGAUGACCCUCAUGCAAGUGGCGCAUCAAAUUUUCUAGAUAAGACUGUUCACAAUAUCGACAAUUUGAAAUCUAUUGAUUUCAAUUCAGCUGACGAAGUGAGACAAAAAAUGAAAGAAAUUUUUGGACAAGGAUUGAAGUUUGACGAUACAGCUGAAGACAAUAUUAACAUUAGAAAUGCUGGAGAUCACGAAACUGAGAAAAAAAUAUUACAAAAACAUUUAAUGACGAAGGAUAAAGAAACGGACGAUCCAAAACGGGACGAUGAUCACAUGAUCUCAGAUUCAAAUUAUUUGCGUUGUUCAACAAAAAAUCAUAUCGGAACAUCUAGAAAGAGGCCAGGAAGACCACCCAAAGCUGGUCCCUCAAGAAAACUAAAGAAGCAAAGCGUAUCGUCUAUGUAUUUAGGAAAACUAACCAACGUUGUGUUCCUAAAACGUAUCGGAUCAAGUAAUGUUUCUGAUAUAGAGUCGUUAGAUCUCUUAUAAUUUUUUUUGCGACUCAGAAUUAUUAUUAAAAAUAUAUUAUGAAAAGUAUUGUUAGCAGAUUUAUUUAAACGAACAAAC